This is a messenger RNA of Suillus discolor, 1957 nucleotides long. RefSeq lists its product as uncharacterized. NCBI's taxonomy places the organism in Eukaryota, Fungi, Basidiomycota, Agaricomycetes, Boletales, Suillaceae. Bases 122 to 1828 code for a protein of 568 amino acids. The record is from RefSeq and is a predicted model, not a curated record. Gene Ontology annotation, molecular function: GTP binding. The transcript has 16 exons.
GCGUCUAACUAGUAAAGUUCUUCCCCAGCCCCCAUGAAUAUCUACAGGGUGCACGAGGGUGCGGCAUCUGGACAUAAAUUUACAGCAGCUCAGAAUAGACUCCUCCCUAAAUCAAAUCAGCAUGACUCAUACCUCAAUGACUUCCUACCCUCUCAUCGAUGGUAUCAUUGUCGAUUUCAAGAAGUUCAAAACGAAUAUAGAGUCCGCUGAAAUAUUAUGGGUCGGCAAAUCACCAUUGCGAAUUGACGAACGCAAAGGAAGAAAGAGUUUGCAUCACACAUUUUCUCCACCCAUGAUGCUUUCCCCAGGGGAUACAUUUUCCUUAUGUAUGGAGUACAUCGACAAGUGCCUAUGCUUGGAGAUGAGGACAGAAAGAACUAUCCUCGAAGCAGAUGACAUUCUCCACGCGUAUAGUGCAAGCAAAUUUAGACGAGCUUACAUCAAGAUUCAUAAAAAAAUCAGGAUCAUCAUCAACCUUUCCAUGAAUACAACAACUGAAACUGAGCAGUUUGGCCCUCCCGAUGAAAGCCUUGAGCUCCCACCUACCACUUCCGAAAUAGCUCGGAUCCAUCCCCGGUUCCGAAUUUUGAUCGCAGGAAAGACUGGCGUCGGCAAGUCAACAUUGACCUACCUCAUAUUUGGAGUGAAGACAACGAUCAUAGCCCAUGAUAAGCCAGGCGAGGCCAACAUCGACCAUGAGUUCAUCUCUCCUCAGGACGACAGAUUUGUUAUCCACGACAGCAGAGGUUUCGAACCAGGGGAAGAAGACAAUCUCAAAAUAGUCCGAGAUUUCAUUGAACGUCGGAGGAACAUGUCUCCGGAACAUCAGUUGCAUGCUAUUUGGCUUUGCUUUGAGAUACCUCGUGCAGGCGGACGUUUGCUAGAGACGGGAACGGAGGAAUUCCUCACAUGGGCAAGGAAUGGAAUGCUGGGAAACGGCAAACGAACCUCUAUCGAUGGCUUGAGCAAUAAAGCCAUCGAGGAACUUGUCAAGAAAAAAGCAGAAGCCGAGCUGGAGGAUACCUGUAUUGGACCUCUAAAUCAAUUUGCAGGGCCUGAUAUUCCCCAUGUUACGACCUCAGGUUCAUGCAUGCCUCUGAAGUGUAAUAUCGCAGCCGCAAUAGACUAUGAGGAGACACUCACCGACCUGAUUCAGAUAACUGAAAACUGUGUCGCUCAGCAUUCUGCGUCCGAGGCUGCGGUGAUGACUUCCUUCCGAGUCGCUCAACGAGUGCAUCCUGGACUCAAAAUAGAGGCAUCAAUUAUGGUUGGCAAGAUGAGAUAUCGGAAGACGCUUUCAUUGUGCACAAUAUUCAUGAAACACAAGAUGCGGGAUUGUCUAUAUGUGCUUCAUACUGAUAUCGUCAUGGUGUGGAACUUCCAUGACCCUUCUGGUCACCUGCAUAGCCCAGAGUUCAGGGAAAUGAUGAUGAAAAUGGUCGAAGUUGGAUCUACAAAAGGAUAUCGACACUUCUCUCUCGGCCACUCGGUGCUUCAGCGCUUCAUGACCUACAUCGUUGACUUAACACUUGUGUUCCAGACGCUUUAUGCCGUGUCAGAAAGCCAAGAAGUCACUCGUAGGGCCAUCAAUCUCGCAGUCAAGUCCUAUAUCGCCUCCCCAAUGAGUCAAGAAGUUCGGAUUCGGAUUCAAGACUAUGUUAGGCAAUUGACCAUCCUGGAACGCAUGGAUCGCGAUACAUUGGAUAAAGUCGUUGAGGUGAUGCAAUUUUUUAGCAUUGAUGCGGUACAAGUGUCCGAACUUGCAUAUUUGUCAUUGGACGAACCAUUGCAAAUCGUGAUGUCGCAGCACUCGAUUGUUUUUUCAUGAUACUCACUUGUACUAUGUAACUGGAUUUAUGGUCGAUCAUACCACUGUAGCGUAUGAUGUACUAUUCUAUGAUUGCACCCGAAAGCCUGGCAACGACACCUUUUCUGUCGCAUUUGUUGGGACAAGAUC